Messenger RNA from Glarea lozoyensis ATCC 20868, 885 nucleotides. RefSeq lists its product as uncharacterized. The record is from RefSeq and is a predicted model, not a curated record. The coding region runs from base 1 to 885 and encodes 294 amino acids. NCBI's taxonomy places the organism in Eukaryota, Fungi, Ascomycota, Leotiomycetes, Helotiales, Helotiaceae. The transcript has 4 exons.
AUGGCAGGCUAUCCUAAAGUAGCGCAUUUGAUGGCAACUCAAGAGGAGUUCGCCAUUUUACGACGCUUUCGAGUUCUUAACAUGCAAAAGCUUCUCUACCUUCAGGCUGAAAUCUCGCAUCUCGAAGCGGAAUUAAAUCAGUUAGCAACGCGGGAUGAAACCCAUGCGGACAGGCAGUAUCAUGCCAAAGAUUGGUGGUCGUUAAGUCAUGGCGAAGGCGAAAAUGACUCGGAACAGUGGCUCAAAUUUCUUGAACUGAGCAAAAAACUAGACUUCUAUAAUGAUGCGGUCCUCAAACAUGCAGCUCUAGCCAGACUUGAGCAACCGAGAAAAUACGACCUUGACUUCCUGAGAAGCUGGUUUCGACGACCCGGAAUGGGAUCAUUUCCCCUUCUCGGAAUUGAUCGAGAAUCGUGGGAUCCCAAGAACGAGGAUGAUUUAAUAGCCAUCAGGCCUCGCGCUGCCCCGGAUAUUUUUUCGAAGUGGUUGACUGAAGGAAUUGUCCCAUUUUACCAUCGAAUCAUCGGGAAAAGAUUCAAAGAACAACUACCCGAUACCAUUGGUACUGGUAUAUACCAUUACAAAGAGUCGAGCCUUGAAUUGCGCCUGGGUAUCAUGGCCACGGUCGUCGCUUCCGUCCUUCCAAUAUGCUCAGUCGUGGUUCUGUAUUUUAUAAAAUCCAACAAUCUCCGUCUUGGACUGUUGGCUGUAUUUUCUGCUAUCUUCUCUCUGGCACUUGCAUUGAUGACGAACGCAAGGAGGAUUGAAGUUUUCGCGGCGACCGCAGCGUUUGCUGCUGUUAAUGUUGUGUUUUUGUCGAAUGAUUCUGCUUGCUCUCCUGCUCCAAUCGCAAUUGGAGCUGGUUUGAACGACGCGGCGCCUUAA